Molecule: messenger RNA, 5046 nt
Organism: Priceomyces carsonii
Lineage: Eukaryota; Fungi; Ascomycota; Pichiomycetes; Serinales; Debaryomycetaceae
Exons: 1
Coding region: 1-5046 (1681 amino acids)
Source: RefSeq, a predicted model, not a curated record
AUGGGAUCUGAUACAUUUCCAUCAAUUUUCCGAACCAAAAGGAUUAUAAAAAAAGACGACUCAAAGUCUCGAAGUAUCCAUGAAGAUACAUCUAGUAUCGAUGAGCAAAACACGAGCAUAAACUCUACCCAACGUCAGCUUGAAAAGAGAGAAGUGAAAUCUGAUGAGUUGAUAGAUUGGAUAAGUGGACUCGAUCUAAGACUCAAAAGGACUUUAAGUGAGCAAUAUGCUGAAACUUUGAAUCUUGAUAAAGAUAAGAGGUUGGAUGAACUUAAAACAAAAUAUGAGAAUAUGAUAUUUGAUGAUUCAAUUGAGAAAUUAGGGAAACUAAUAGACAGCGAACGAAAUAAAGAGAAUAUCGAUGCCUCUUUGGAAGAAAGAACACCACGUUUGGGUGAUAAUCUAGGAAAAGAACGUUUGCAUGAAGAGCCUCAUGAAGAUCAUGAAGAUCAUGAAGAAUCUCUUUCUGAACAUCUGUAUGGACAAGCCCUGGAAAUUUCUGAGAAAGAGCAAACAGAAGAACAACUGCAUGAAGAAGACUUUGAAGAGUCCGAUUCCCCAAUUGAAAUUGCCUCUGAAUCAGAGCCUGAGCAAGAAAUAGCAUCAAUUAAACCACCGAAUAGACUAAAGCUUGCAGAUAAUAUGUUCAAUGGCCAAUAUGGGAAUCCAAAAGUGUCAGAAAGUGAUGCUGAACUGGAAGAAAAUGAUGGUCUGAGAUCUGAAAGCGAAAAUUUUGAAGACGAGGAAAAUGAUGCAGUUGAAGACCAAGAGCAAGAUGACGAGCCCCAAGAUGAGUCUGAUGAAGAAGAUGAAACUAACUAUGAACACAAUAACGAAGAAAAUGAUGAGGAUCUUGAUGUCCAGAAGAAUGUUAAUUAUGAAUCAGGUAUAGAAAACGCAUUGGGAUCUUCAAGAAGCAAAAUUGGUCGAAAAGUUCCUCGUUCGUUUCCCGUGAAAGAAGACAACGACGCGAUAAUAGUGUUGGAUAGUGAAGAAGAGGAAGAACUCCAAGAUAAUCAAGAAAGUGACCAAGAUGAAGAAGAUGAAGAUGAAGAAGAAGAAGAUGAAGAAGAAGAAGAAGAAGAUGAUGAUGAAGAAGGGGAAGAAGAGGAAGAAGAGGAAGAAGGGGAAGAGGAAGUCAUAGCUGAAGACGUAGAGGAAGAGGAAGUCAUAGCUGAAGACGUAGAGGAAGAGGAGUACGAUGAAGAAGAAAAUGAAGAAGAGAAUGAACUUGAAGUGGAAGCAGAGGAAGGGGAUGGGAAUGAAAGGUAUGGUUUUAAUGAAGAAGAGCUGAAAAUUUUGGGCGACACUCAAAAUAUUGAUUUCUCAUCCCGCUUGCCCGCCAGUGAAUUCAGCGGUGUGAAUCAAGAUCAACUCAAAACGAAAAGUUUUCACGUACCCUCAUAUGACGAACCUCAGAACUUGCUGUAUCUAGUAGAUGAUCCAGGAAAAACUUUUGGGUUCGAGAGCUCAGGUCAAAAUUUAGGCGAUGACAGCAAGAGAGAAAUGGAAGAAUUCAUUAAUGAGCCUAUAUUGAUGAACCUCGCCGAAGCUGCGCUACUUCUGUCUGGGGACCAUAUUUCAAAAGAAACUAGUACUACAAAAUAUAAUAGCAACAACGAAGAUAUCACUGGAAUUGGUCAAACCUACAAUAAUAAUCUUCAUAAUAAUAAUAAUAAUGACUCUGAAGCUCAUAAUGAGGAGCAGAAAGAUGAGUCUAAUAACAUUAAUAAAGCAGAUGUGAGCCAAAACAGGAACGAUAAGAAGGAUAUCGACAAUGAACAAUAUGCAAUGAAAACCCACAAUAACAAGUCAGAUAACGAAAGCGAAGAAGACCUUGAACAACAUAAUCCAAUCGUUCCGAUCUUCAAGACAGUUGAAGCCGAAGAUCCAAUAACCACGCUCAAAAAAUUGAAAGAAACCGAAGAAAAAUACAAUAUCAAACUCGAUUCUGUUGCUGACUUGGAAGAAGAGAUAAAACUCUUUCUGUCGACUAUAUCAUCAUCAAUAGAGCCUUCGGUGUCUCCUAUGAAAGGAGCUCGAUCGGCAUUUUAUUCCGAAUAUCCAGGUGAAGACAAUACUACAUUUUAUGAUGCAGAAGGAGAUGAUAUAGAAAAUGCAGAUCGUAGCGUUUUUUACGAUGCUGAGAACAUUUCAGUCAACAUUGUGAAGGAAUCCGAAAUACAAGAACUGCCAGCCUUUGAUCUUUCGAAGAAUCUCAACAGGGUUAGCAAUGAUACUAGAAAUGACAUUGUAAAUGAAACUGUAGACUUAUUAAAAGAGCCUGGUGAAGUAGCUUUUGAAGAAGAAGUUGAACAAGAAGCUGAAGAAGUAGCCAAAGAAGUAUCCAAAGAAAUAACUGAAGAAAUAGCUGAUGAUAUAGCUGAUGAGAUUGCUGAAGAAGUGGCUGAACAAGAAGCUGAACAAGAAGCUGAACAAGAAGCUGAACAAGAAGCUGAAGAGCAAGCUGAAGAGCAAGCUGAAGAGGUAGUCAAGGAAUUAACUGAAGAAUUAACUGACGCGAUUGCUGAAGAAGUGUUUGCACACGAAGCUCAACAAGAAAAUGAAGAGGAAGCUGAACAAGAAGUUGAAGAAGCUUUUGAGGAAGCUGUUGAGUAUAUCGCUGAAAAGCUUAUGGAAGGGGAAGACGAAAAAGAAGAAGAAAGAGAAGAAGUCAAACAUUUAGCUAAAGAAAUAGCUGAAGAAAAGGAAGAAGCUGAAGAAGAGGAAGAAGAGGAAGAAGAGGCUGAGGAGGCUGAAGAAGCUGAACAAGAAGCCGAAGAACCUUUUGAGGAAGCUGUUGAGUAUAUCGCUGUAGAAAUAGCUGGAGAAGAAGAAGAAGCUGAAAAAGAAGCUGAACAAGAAGCUGAAGAAGCUGUUGAGUAUAUCGUUGAAGACCUUCUGAAAGAAGAUGAUGAUGAUGAAGAAGAAAGAGAAGAAGUUGAAAAUUUCGCUGAAGAAAUAGCUCAAGAAGUCGCUAAUGAGAGUGCUGAAGAACAAGCUUAUGAAGUGGCAGAAAAAUUAAAUGAAGAAGUAGCCGAAGAAGUAGCCGAAGAAGUAGCCGAAGAAAUAGCAGAAGAAAAGGGUAAAGAAGUGGCUGACGACGUUGCUGACGAGAUUGAUGAAGAGCAAGCAAAAAAACAAGCAGAAGAAGUGGCAGAAGAAGAAAUAGUCGAAGAAAUAGCUGAAGAAAUUGCCGGAGAAAUUGCCGAAAAAGAAGCUGAAGAACAAACCGCAAAACAAGCUGCAAAGCAAGAUGGAGAAGAAGUUGCCACUGAAAAUGUGUCCGAAGCUCUUGAAAAUAAGACAUCUCAUAAUUUACCAAGUCAAACUGAAUCUGAAGGGGGAGACCAAGAAUUGAACAAUUACUUAAACAAAGUAAAGGAGAGUAUAAAAACAGGAGAUAGAUAUGUUCUCCAAACGCCAUCUGGUACCACUGAAGGGAUAAACGGUGCCGACUACAAUUCUGGACAAGUUGACGGUUUCGAUAAUAGUGAUUUCCAACCUAUUGCAGUGCCCAAACUUGAAUUUGAUAUAGAAGAUUCACCGGAUGAGGACUUCGUAGAUGAAUCUUCCAUUGCUUUUAUUGAUAUUAGUGACUCCUUACAGCCAUCCGCAGAAGGUUUGCAAGGUAAUGAAUUACAAGAUUCGAAUUACAAAAGAAAUAAAGAACAUCCUGGUUUCUUGAAUUAUUUUAAAGACAGUAUAGGCUUGAAAAGUCUUUUUAAUUAUUCUUCAAAAGAUGAUACUGAGCAAGCAUUUAAAGAAAGCGAGGAAACAGUGAUGCUGGGUAACUUGACGGUCAUUGAGCAAGAUGAGCCCAUAGAGAAUUUUGCAAUGCAAUACGAAGACAACACUACUGUAGAAUUGUUGGAAGGAACUUUUCUUAAACCUUCUAGUAUAGAAGAAGUUGAGGAACAUACGACGACUGUUGAAAAUUCUCUGAGGUUUCCGCUUCCUGAUCUCCUCGAAGAAGAUAUUGCAGAUGAAAUCAACGAGGACACAAUUCGUCCAUCAAGUGUUGUUGAACCUGAGGAUAAGGAAGGAGAAGCAUUGAUAUUAGAUUUUGAAAAUUUUGAGCCUUCUUUAGAUGUGAUACAACCAUCCUCAAUUGAUAUUCCUCAGACGCCAAAGCCCGAAGGGCAUGAUGAAGAGUACUUCGACACUGAAGGCUUGAAUUUGGAAGUCGUUGAGCCACCAAUGUCUCGUAAGAGACAGUUCAUGGAUGAUUUCAACGAUGAAGCUCCCAAAAAAUCACCCUUCAAACGCAUGAAACUUGCGUUGUCCAAUUUGAAUCCUUUUAAAGGAUCAAAGAGCCUGGUCGAUAUUAGGCCACCGAUUUUAAAGUCGAUUGACCAUGAGCUUGACGAUUCUACUAAUACUUUGCAAUUAAAUGAGCGUGAGAAGACAGAGCUGGAGCCUGAGGCGUCUUUGAAAGAAGCCAGUUUGUCAGAAGCGGAAGAUGAGAAGGGAACUUCUGAGCCUUCAGCUACGUCAGAAAAAUUUAUGCUGGAGUCGGAGACAGAAAAACAGCCAGAGCCUUUACGUGUUCCGAAGAGAAAGCGCAAAAGUGACUAUCUGGAUCCUAAGAAAUCUAAGCAAAGGAAGCUGCGAAGGCUAUUAGGCUUAGAUUUAUCGGAGGUUUCACUUGAACCGAGUAGAUCUUUACGCAAUGGACACACCUUCGGUAGAGAUAAAAUCGAUCUGUCACCGACUUCUCCAAAAAAGGCUGUGAAAGAAAAGGAAAAACCUGGCGAUGCUGAUCAAUCGACGGGAAAACUCUCAGGGAAGUUUGUCAGGUUGCCAUCUUCUGAUGAGGUUAAAGAACCUCGUGACGGUGCAAAUGUUGCUGAACCGCCGUCUUCCAGAACAAGGUCAAAAUCUCCUAUUAAGAUAGGCACAGAAGAGUCUGAUUCUAGCACUAAAGACGAAGUAGGUACCACAGUGAGAAGAAGUCGUCGGAUUCUUAAUAAAUCCUCCAAGAACGAUGAACAUGAGACUGAAGUAGAUGAGGAAGAUAGAAGAGGAAGAUUGAGAAAACGCUAA